AUGAAAAAAUCACGGAUAACAUGUGAUACAGAAGUUCCUAUGCCAACAAGUAAUGGCAACAAAUUUAGCCAUUGCAGUGGAACAUAUCAUAAUUAUAGCUUACCACAUAUUAUAACUAUUGCUAAUGAUAACGAUAAACAAUAUGAUAAGCCACAAAGGAAGGAUGAUAUGCCGAGAGUGAAAAUUAUUGGAUCAUCAUCGUCAUCGUCAUCACCAUCAUCACCAUCACCACAGAGAACAACAAUUAAUUGCAUAUACAAUAAUCAAUUAAGGAAUACGGGUAUUCGCAAUUAUGAUAUACCCAAGGAUAUUAUUAAUAGUAACAUUUUGCAGAGCGGAUCUCAAUUAGCACUACCGGUAAAACAACCAUUACUUCACGGUCAUCAUCAGAAGCAUUCCGAAUCACGAAAAGUAUCAGCUCGACCACCGCCCCCAACCAUUGUUCUCAGUCCACCGGAUGAAACAUCGCCGGAAAAAGCAAAAGUAAUUUUUGAAUACGACAAUGAAAAGUACACUAUACAGCCGAAUUUCUUGAUCCGGUAUAAAAGGAUCAUAUUAACCGUUGCUGUAUCAUUAUUGAUCUUUUUCUUACUAAUAUUUGUUGCAUUGGUGGUUUAUAUAGCAUAUCGGAGGAGAUUAUAA
Messenger RNA from Cercopithifilaria johnstoni, 642 nucleotides. Lineage: Eukaryota; Metazoa; Nematoda; Chromadorea; Rhabditida; Onchocercidae. The record is from the annotation of a GenBank genome assembly.